AUGCGAAAGCACGCAAGUCAGUUAGCGGAUUACAUUGAUAAGCAAAAGGAUUUGAGGGAAAAAUGUUUGAUACAAUAUCAGAAACAGGUUUUGGAGAAGAAGAAGGAAAAAGAUGCGGAGAGAGGAGAGGGAACGAAAGAUGAUUACAAUUCGUUCAAAACGAAUUCUUGCGAAUCGAUUGCAAAUGCGGCAACGUUCGUGCUACGAGCGGGUUGGGGUGACGAAGGAGGAGGACCCGACAGCAUGUCGGGUUGUUUUGGAAGGCCGUCGAAAUGGAAAAACAAUGCGAGAACUCCGGCAUCGCCGACGAAGCGUACGAAAAAUUUACUCGAUCCCAUAAGGAGAUGGAAUUCGUUUCACAUGCGAGAUAGGAAAACGACAGCGAGUCAAAUGAAAUCCCUGGAAGAAUUUCGGAGAGAAUUUUCCACGGAAAAAGAUGGUUCGGCGGUGGAAAACGUCGUGGCGACGCCCUCGAUGGCCGCCACGGGAUUAAUGGGAGCACUGCCGAGAGUUUUGGCACUCCGAAGCGAAUACCAUCCCUCCGACAUAACCAUGACGGAAACGAUGCAAAACAAGAAACAGCUGUCGGUCGAAACGGAACACGUGGAAAAAUCGAGAGCUUUCAGUCAGGGUGACGUUGGUAAAACGCUGCCGUUGCACUUGUCGGAAUUGAGAAAGGAAAAUGGUAUGACGCUGACGAAACAAGUCACGAGAGAUUUGCUCCUACCGUCUAAAAGGAAUUCGAACAACAAGGAUUCCAACGUGAGCGAUGAUGGAAAAUCGUCAAACGAGGGGUGCGCGACGGAACCCGCGAGAUCGCGAACUAGGAGCGAAGGUGAAAAAGACGAUAAAGACAAAAUGAUGCGAUCGAGUCCGAAGAAAUUGAUGCGUAAAAAAACGAAAGAAAAUUUAUACGCGAAUUCGAUGCAGGGAGAUAAACCGAGGAGAUGGAGCGAAAGAGAUGACGAAAGCGAAAAACUUGUCGUGGAAAUAGGUGGUAAAUGCGCGACAUAUAGCAGGUUAUCGUCGUCGUGGGAUGUCGACAUUGAUGCCGAGGAUUCGGAUUGGUAA
Molecule: messenger RNA, 1071 nt
Organism: Pediculus humanus corporis (human body louse)
Lineage: Eukaryota; Metazoa; Arthropoda; Insecta; Psocodea; Pediculidae
Exons: 2
Coding region: 1-1071 (356 amino acids)
Source: RefSeq, a predicted model, not a curated record